This is a messenger RNA of Chaetomium strumarium, 234 nucleotides long. RefSeq lists its product as uncharacterized. The record is from RefSeq and is a predicted model, not a curated record. The annotation marks the transcript as partial. NCBI's taxonomy places the organism in Eukaryota, Fungi, Ascomycota, Sordariomycetes, Sordariales, Chaetomiaceae. The transcript has a single exon.
UUGAUUGGUUCUGCAACACUUCGACUGCAGAACCCUCCCGAAGGAGACGGUGGAGAAGGCAGUUUGACGGGUGGCCCGGACCGGGAACGUAUGGAAAUAGACGAUUGGCCAACGCUGGUAACCGAAGCUAGAGAUUCUGAAUCAUUGAAUCGGCUCCGAGACGAUAUAUCGUGGUUGUUUACAGCGUCGGAGCACGAUGUCAAGGUCGUCAUCCUAGCAAAGUUUGAUCAUUGA